This is a messenger RNA of Setaria italica (foxtail millet), 987 nucleotides long. Its product is annotated as NF-kappa-B-activating protein-like. The transcript has 3 exons. Lineage: Eukaryota; Viridiplantae; Streptophyta; Magnoliopsida; Poales; Poaceae. Gene Ontology annotation, biological process: regulation of gene expression. The record is from RefSeq and is a predicted model, not a curated record. Gene Ontology annotation, molecular function: chromatin binding. Gene Ontology annotation, cellular component: nucleus.
AUGGGUGCCGACUGCCGAGGCCUAGCUGCGGGAGGCACGGCCAUGGGCGACGCCACGGAGGAGCCCCUUCUCCCCAGAUCCAGUGGCGCGGCAGCCGACGCGCGGCGCAGCCCCGAGGAGCGCGGAUCGGAGCUUUACGGGAGGGAUAGGAGGCACCGGCGCUGCCAGAAGCGCGGCGGCCGCAGCAGAAGCAGGGGGCGCCGCCGCCAUCGCCGUCGGUCGCAUGAUACGGAGACGUCGUCGGAGAGCGACAGCGAUGGUGACUCGGAGACCUACGAGUCCGACGGUUCCAGGGAUAGGAAGAGGAGGAGAUCAAAAGGUCACAAGAGCUCCAAGCGAAGUAGGAAGAGCCCGUCGAGGAAGACGAGGAGGGGUGGAUCGAGGAGGAAGAGGAGCAAGAGAUCAGAUUCCGAAGAUUCGGGAACACCAGAUCGCGCCACCGCCUAUGCCAAGAGCAGCAACGUGGCGAAGGAAGAAGCUAUCAGGAUCAGGUACAGGGAGACGGCCGAGGCGAGGAGCCCGCCGGCGCUCGGCGACGAGGCUCCGGCGCCGCUGGUGAUCAAACCGAUACCGCUGCCUCACGUUGACACGGCGCAGGCCAGGUACGGCGGCGCGCUGCGGCCUGGGGAGGGCGACGCGAUCACGCGGUUCGUGCAGCAGGGGAAGCGCGUCCUCCGGCGCGGUGAGGAGGGCCUGUCCGCCGACGAGAUCGAGCGGUUCGAGGGCACCAGGUACGUGAUGAGCGGGAGCAGGCACGCGUGGAUCAACGCCGUGCGGCUCCAGAAGGAGAACCAGGUGUACAGCGCCGAGGAGAGGCGCGUGCUCGCUUAGUUCGACCACGAGCAGAAGCAGAAGGCAAGGCAGGAGGGCAAGGUGUGGGAGGACCUCAGGCACCUCGUGGACAGGGUGCUCGACAAAGGUGCCGGUGCCAAGAUCGAGAUUGAGCAUGGUGACCCGUUCACCCUACACACUGUCCACGAGUCAUGA